AUUUAUUUUAAAAAUAUUCUAAAAAUAAAUUUAUUUUUUAUUUUUAUUUCUCUCCGACAAAACACGUUUUUAUAUAUUAUAUGCUGAAAUACGAACACAAAUUUACUCUCAUGUUAAACAGUUUUUUCAAAAGUAAACUAAUUAGUUUUUUCCUCCAAUCUCCUCUCCUCCUAUCCCUUCCCCUCCCACUCAUUUCCUUCCCAAACAAACUAGUAUCCCUAACAUUACUUUAUCAUAAAUUCUGGAAUUGGAAAAUUGUAAGAUGCAAACCAAAUACAUAUAUGUAUUACGAGUGCAGGUUUAAUAUGGAAAUUUACAACUUGAAAUGAUAAUGCCCUUGCCUAUAGCAUUUAAUUCUUUGAAGUUCAUCUUUCUAUAUAUAGUGUCAUCAUGCAUUUAAUGCAUUUAAUUUCUAUUACUGUGUCCUAGCUUUUAACCAUGGCAACCAAGAAAACAAAAGGAAGGCAAAAGGUGGAAUUGAAGAGAAUUGAUAAUCAAGAUGAUAGAUUAAUCACCUUCUCAAAGCGUAGAUCUGGGAUUUACAAGAAUGCAAGCGAAUUGGUUGUUUUAACGGGGGCAGAAAUUACAGUUAUAGUAUUUUCUCCAUCAGGUAAGCCUCUCUCUUUUGGUCAUCCUUCGGUUGAAUCAGUUAUUAAUCGUUUUCUUGAAGAUCCAUCAAGCAUGGAUAGCACUUACCAUCUUGUGGAGGCUCGCCGGAGGAUGAGGAUUGAAGAACUGGCCAGAAAAUAUGAUGAAAUGCAACGUCAAUUGGACGAGAAGAAGGAAACAAGCCACCGGUUAAAAGGCAAAAGAAAAGAAAAUGAUAGCAAGGGCUGGUGGGAUGCUCCCAUUGAAGAGCUUGACCUCAAGGAUCUGAUUGAGUUGGAAAAAAAGUUUGAAGGUUACAAAUGACCAAUAAAAUCGCAAAGAACAAUGAUGGUGCUUCUUCUUCACAGGCACCAGAAAUAGGCUAUUCCCUUGCAAAUGAUCCGAACGCUUCUGUUUUUGCUGAUAGAAACCAUCAAGGUGGGGGGGAGUUCUAAACGACUUCACCCAGAUGAAGGCAGUGAUGGGGUGUUGUUUAAAAAUUAAAUUAUUUUUUAUUUAAAAUAAAUUAUUUUUUUAUUUUUAAAUUGUUUUCAUAUGUUAAUGUUAAAAAUAACUUUAUAAAAAAUAUAUAUAUAUUAUUUUAAUAUA
Messenger RNA from Populus trichocarpa (black cottonwood), 1197 nucleotides. RefSeq names its product agamous-like MADS-box protein AGL62. Gene Ontology annotation, molecular function: protein dimerization activity; RNA polymerase II cis-regulatory region sequence-specific DNA binding; DNA-binding transcription factor activity, RNA polymerase II-specific. Bases 439 to 912 code for a protein of 157 amino acids. Gene Ontology annotation, biological process: regulation of transcription by RNA polymerase II. Lineage: Eukaryota; Viridiplantae; Streptophyta; Magnoliopsida; Malpighiales; Salicaceae. The record is from RefSeq and is a predicted model, not a curated record. The transcript has a single exon.